AUGACAAAGACUAAUAAUGAAAAUAGAAAAUCAAUAGGUGGUCAAUCUAUAUGUUUUCCAUCAAAUCAAUCUUGUUCAUUUAUCUAUCAGUUACCUGAUGUUGUUCUACAACGUAAACAUGAUCGAAAAAUGCCAUAUGCAGAAACAUUUAAUGGUAUCAUACUUUUUGCUGACGUAUCCGGUUUUACUGAAAUGUGUCAAAAAUAUAGUAUUGAUGUGCAACGUGGAGUUAAUCAAUUAGCUAAUGCACUUAAUGGCUAUAUGGCACCAAUUGUUGAAGCGAUAUUGAGAGAAAAAGGAGAUGUUUAUAAAUUUGCCGGUGAUGCUGUGCUCGGUUUAUGGCCAUUUGCAAAUGAUUCUAUUGAACAUAAACGCGAACAAGCAAAACGAGUUAUUACUUGUGCUUUGUAUAUGAAAAAAUCAUUUUGUGAUUAUAUGACACCCAUUGGAACGGUUUUGAAUAUCAAAAGUGCUAUUGCGAUGGGUUCUUAUUCACUUAUAUUUCUGCGUGGAAAUACUUCAGCUUGUUCAAAAAUUCUUGAUGAAUAUGGGCCAAAGGCACAACUAACAACAAGGCAUGCGAAUUUUUAUUCUGAAACUAUGAAAAAAAACAAUGCUGGAAAACAUCAAUCAAUAAACUAUGUAAAUAAAACAGGAUUAACCGAAGAAAUGAUCGAACAUUGUCGGAGUAAUCUGGUUAAUUAUUAUGUUUGCUAUGGCAGUGCUGUUGUUAGUGCCAGAAAUGCCGAACAUGAAUGUAAGUCUCAAGAUAUUAUUGUGGAUAUGGCUACAUGGUUACUUCUUGAUUCUGAUUCAGAAUAUAUGCAUGAAAAAUUUGCGAUUGAACAUGAUGAUGAAGAUGUCGAAAUUCCAUCACGUUCUUCAAGUCAUCAAACUGAAAUGAUCGGUCAAGGUCCAUCGAAUACAAUAACAACAGCAAUAAGUAAACAUCUUACACCGCCCAAUAAGAACCGUGAAAUUUUACCCAUACAAAAAAUACUUUGUCAUUAUAUUCGACUUCAUGGUCGCCGAAAUGAUAUUGCAAAAGAUAUCAAUCUAUCUGAUAGCUAUUCCAGUAUGUCUACAGAUUCAAUAGAACUCAAUGAUGAUACUGAUGCAUUAAAAUAUUCUAAAAUAUUAAAUCAAGAUAGCUCUAGAGACAAUUUUCUCAAUGUAUGGAAUACACCCAAAACAACAUCAAUAGAUAUAAAUGAUACAGAUAUAAAAGAUUUCUCAUUUUUUUCAACAGCUACGAAAACAAAACAAGGAAAUUUUGAUAAAAGAGUUACUUUAACAGAAGAACAAUCAAUGAAACUUCGUCCAAGUGCUUAUUCAUAUUCUGAAGAAUAUGAUACAUCAGCCUUGAGUACAUUUAUUAUUAAACCCGUACGCAAUCAAGAAUCUCUAGAUCAAUUAUCUGAACUUCGACUUAUUAAUAUUUGUUUUAUUAAUAUUAUUUUAACUGAUUAUAAAAUUAAAUAUUUACCAUAUAAAUUACAAACAGUUAUUGAUUGCUGUGCUGAGCAAAUUUCAAUUACCAAUGGCUUAUUGACCAAGAUUUUUAUGUUUGAUAAAGGUCUUAGUCUUUUAUGUGCUUUUGGAAUGCCUGGAUAUAAACAUCCCGAUGAUGCUGAACGAGCCUUAAAAUUUGCUUUUCUUAUUACUCAAAGAUUGGAAAAAUUAAAUUUUGUGGCACGAGUUAGCACUGGAGUCUCUACUGGACAAACAUUUUGUGGUGUACUAGGACAUCCACUUCGAUGUGAAUACACAGUUAUUGGUAGAAAAGUAAAUAUGGCUGCUCGGCUAAUGGUUAAUUAUCCUGGUAUAGUUGCAUGCGAUGAUGAGACCUAUCAUAAAGCUCAUCUUGAAGAACGCUAUUUUGAAUUUUUACCUACAGUACCACUAAAAGGUCUUACAGUUUCUACAAGUAUGCGUCGAUAUAAAGGGCAAGAUGAUGACGAACAUAAUAUGACUGUAUUUGUAUUUCCAAUAAUAAAUCGUGAAGAUGAAUGGAAUUUAAUAUUUGAAUAUAUUGAAGAAGUUAUUAAACAUUCUUGUACAACAAUUCACUGUGUAUUUUUAACUGGUUUAACAGGUGUGGGCCGCUCACGUCUUCUGGCACAUGUAAACGAAGAGUUAAUAUAUGAUACAAGAAAUAUACGUCGAGUUUCAUAUAAUGCUAGUUUUGAACAUGUUCAAUUAUUUGGUUAUGCACUUAAACAAUUAUUUAAAAAACUAUUGUAUACUGAAUUACAAGAAUCCGAUGCUCUUUUACAGCUAUUAAAAUCUCUUUUACCAAAUCAUGAAAAAUAUCUAUAUUUAUUACGACCAUUUUUUGAUAAGCUUAGUGUCGAUACUGAUAAAUUAACAGGAGUUUUAAAAAGAACUGUUCUUGAAGAAAUUAUUCGUGAACUUAUUUGUAAUGCAACAAAUCCAGCGUAUGAGAUAACGAAUUAUCAACCACAGCCAACAAUUUUUAUUAUUGACGAUGCUCAAUAUAUUGAUAAAGAAUCUUGGCAAUAUCUGAAUCUUCUUGGUUCAGCUCCAACUUCUCUUCUUGUAAUGGCAAUGAGAGAUCCAACAUUAAAUGAUGACGAACUUCAUACCCGUAUGGAUACCCUUCGAGAUUUACCAACUACAAAACAUAUUCCACUUAUGGGUCUUGAUAAUCGUUAUUUAUCGACGCUUGCAUGUCAAGCUAUGUUUGUACAACGCAUUCCAAAAGAUCUUGAGAUAUUAAUUACACGAAAAUCGGAUAAAGGUCAUCCACAACAUAUUAUUCAAUUGUUAUCAGAUUUAUUGUCAAAUCAAAUCAUAAGAAUUGAAACAAUAAACAAUGAUGAUGAUUUGAAUGAUGGAUACAUUGAGGGUAUACAAAAAUAUUUAUGGAAACGUGUAGUAAAACAUGAUCCAGCAACAGGAAAUAUCAAAAUUUUAUUUGAAUAUGUUGAACCACAGUUAUGUCGAAUAUGUGAUCUGGAUAGGAAUAAGUUUUGGGCGCAUACAACUGUUAUUGAAAACAUAAAUGCUCAUGUUAAAAUUGAUAAAUUAAGAGAUUUUGAAAAACGCAUAGCAAAAAUAAGUUCGUUAUUUACAAAAAAUAUCUCAAAAAGAAUUAUUGUUCAUGCAAUUACGAACUAUGAUAUUCAUACCAAUGAACUCUUAACUGUACAUCAACAUCAUUUAAAUAAUAAUAAACAUCAUACAAUUGGAUUUAAUGCAGACUUAUUGAAAAUUAAUAGCGCAUUCUCUCAAUUAUAUCGUGCACAAAUAUUCGAAUGUGCUUGGCUUGAUUUUGAAGCAAGAAAAAAUUCUACUAUUGCCAGAUUAUUACAAGAAAAAAAUCUGACACCUAUAUGUUGUUGUCCAGAAAAUAUGACAAAACAAAUAGAAAAUUGUCAUAUGUUUACUUUUAAAGAUCCAACAUUAAAAGAAGCAACACUUGCAACAAUAAUUGAUCAAUUUCAACAUGAUUAUUCAUCAAAAAUGGCUGUAUUUCUUGAAUCAAAUAGUCAUUUAUGUAAAUCAUGCGGUGGCGAUUCUAAUUCAUUAAUAUUUUUAACACCUGUACAAAGCAUGAAAUUAGGUAUGUCUAUAUUAGAUACCUUUCAUGAAAGAAAACUAAACCAAUUGAAUCGACGUUUGCAAUAUAUUAUUUUUAAUCACUUUUCAAUGCAACAAACCUAUUUGACAAACGAUAAUGAAGAUAAAAAAAUUGAUGAUGACGAUGAUGAUGAUGAUGACGAUGACCGAUUGCCUUUGAUUCAAAUAAAACAUGAUUCUUUUUUCAAUAAUGAUAAAAGAAAAGAAAAGAAUCUCAUGCAAAACUUUCAUCAAAAUCUUUAUCACCAAGAAUUAAAUGAAAAACGAAAAUAUUUCCAUGAAUUACGUACUAAUAUAAAACAAAUUGAAGCUCUUACACAAAAUACUAAACCAUUGUCAUCGUUUAGUCCUAUGGCGAUUGGAGGGCGUAAAGAUACAAUUGAAGGAGAAACAUAUGCCCGAAUUCCUAUUCAUCUACAAGAAAAUAGUCUUACUCAUGCUGUCAGUCCAAUAAUAGCAAGUUAUCAAACGCGACCAAGUAUUGAAUCAACAAAAAAUGUUUUAAUGAACGAUAAAAAAAAUAGUUUAACAAAAGAUUUAGAAAAAAUUUCAUUGAACAAUAAUCAUUACUAUGAAACAAGUUUAGAUGAUAAGAGACAAUUCAAAACGUGUAAUGAAUUUUUGAAAAUCUAUUUAUCACAACAUAGUAAAAAUCGAUUAAUAAUUAAUCAAUUAAGAUUCUCCAAAAGACAUUUAUUUAAAUUUCGACGAAAAAAAUGUUUGAAUCGUAUAAAAGCUUUCAAUCACCUCUGCCAUGACAAUCAUAAUAAUAAUUAUAUGAGUAUGAAUGAGCUUCCUAAAAUUACCAUUGAACAAAUGCUUAGUCAUCGAUGGAUACAAACAUUUGAAAAUAAAAAAACUGAGAGAACGAUUUCGCUAUUAGAACAUAAUAUAGAAAAAACUAUUUGUUGUUCAUUCACUAAAAGAGAUGAAAAGUAUCCAUAUGCCGUAGACAGUGUUUGUUUAAUUCCCCCACCAACUAAACAAUUAAAUAAUCGGAUUCAACGAACUUGUAAAACACGAAUAUCAAACCAUUCAAGUACUAUUUUUGGAAUGAAUCAAGCAAUCAUACCAUCAAAAUCUCAACUUGAACUAAAUCGAUUCCAUACUGUUCACAAUGGGAAUAAAAAUACACUAUAUGAUCAUAAUAAUCAUCAUUUCUUCAAUCGAAAUAAAUAUAUUCAAAUCAGCAAUUCAUCUUCUUUUUAUAAUUUAUCUCAGAUGUAUUUUUCUCCAUCAGAAGCUGAACAUCGUAUAAAACAUUUAGAUCUGUCACGUGAAGCUGAUGAUGAUUCAACAUCAACAGUUUUCAUAUCGUCCAUGAUGUUUCAUAAUAAUAAUAAUAAUAAUAAUAAUAAUAAUAAUAGUAAUGAAAAACCUUUAAAAAAAGAUUUCAUUAUUGAAGAAAACUUAUUCAUCAAUGAACGUUUACAUCUUAAUUUUAUUGAAACAUGUCCAUUAUUCUUAUUAAAAGAUGGGAUUGAUCAUCGUUUUGAAUUUCUUGAUUUUGCUCCUGAUUUACAUAUAAGACAAAGAUUUCGUCCAAUAAAUCAUGAUGCAUUUAUAUUAAAUAAUAUUGAAAUACAAAGUGAACAAAUCAAUAGUACAAAUUCAAUAACUACAAAAUUAUUUUCAAAUAAAAUUCUAGACGAAAUCAAUCCAACAACAGAAAUUGAAUAUAAUCUACGUAAUUGUCGUUGUAAUUAUUUACUUGUUGAAAUUUAUCGUUUAUUAAUAAAAUUAUGGGAUCAAUCAUCAAAUCUAGAAAAAGUUCUUUAUUAUUCAUUAGAAUUAGCACGUGUUGAAUUAACACGAACCAAUUACUAUGAAUCAAAAAUAAUUUUACAGAAUAUUCUAGGACGUUUACAAAAGGGACGAAAUCAUUUAAAUUUACCAUCGUUCUUUGAACCACAGAUCUAUGAGUUAUUAUCAGAAUCUGUCUAUCGAAUGCGUAAAAAUGAUGAAGCUUUUCUAUAUAUAGUUCGAGGUUUAAACAUUUUAAAUGUUCAAUUAACUGAUUUUCGUUCACGAGAUUCCUCGAAAUUAAAAAGUCAAUGUAAACAAUUACGUCAUACACUUCUACGAACACUUAUAAGACCAACAAUAAAUAAAAAAUUAUCGGAUGAUGAAAUUAUUCAAAGAUAUUUUACAGGUAAAUUAUUAUUUCGAGCUGGACAAUGUGCAAGACGUCAUGGACAAUUGUUAUUCGCUUAUUUUUGUGUCCUAAAUGCUGCGCUAUCAUUAAUUCAAUGUCAUUCUAUUUUAACAUCAUACGAACAUUGCCAAUCAUUAAUAUUGCUCACUGAAUUAUCACAUGAUCUUAAACGUAUGGAAGAUUGCGAUUUAUUUAUUCAAGCAAUUAUUAAAUAUGUUGAACCAGUUAAUAUUGGUUAUGAAACAAUUGCUAUUAAAUCAAAUUGGCUAUCAAUGACAUGGAAUUUAUAUCGAGGAAAAAUUGAUCGAGCUUUAAAUGAUUCAUAUAAAAUCAAAGAUUUAUUAACUAAAAUUGGUGCUUAUGAAAAUCUUAUGUCAGUUGCAACCUAUAGUUUACAAGCAGCAUUAAUUGGUAGACGAGAAGAAGUCAUACGUGAUCUCAUUGAUUUAAUCGACAAUGAAUCAAACCGUCCAUUAAAAUAUGAAAAUCGUUUAUGGGCAUUUAUAUUAGCACUUGAAGCAUUUACUGAACUUAAUAUAGAAUACGAUGAAAAGUUAUUGAAUGAAAUUGCAUUUGCCAUUGAUUAUGUCCUUGAACAUUUAGAAAAAAAAACAUCAACACCAGGCGACAUUCAUAAAUUUUUAACAAUGGUUUUCUAUGCUCAAGCUACAUUAGUACAAUCCUAUACGAAAAUUGUUAAAUUGGAUUCAGCAAAUGAGCAUUAUAUGCGUGCAAUUAAAUUUGGUGUGUCAUUAAAAGAAUGGACAUUUCGUGUCUAUAAUGGAAUGCUUAAAUUAGCUAUAUAUGAAAUAUAUGAAUGUACUAAAUGGCUUAUGGAAACUCGUAUAUCGAUAUUACCAAAACCAAUUCAUGAUCGUUUAAUUAUAACUCAUAUGCAUGAUAUAAGUAAACAUUUUAAAUUGUUACGGCCACGUUAUUUAAUGUGUUAUGCUCUUAAACUCUUAAUAACUGGCAAUCAACGAUCAGCCAAAACCCAAUUUUCUAAUGCCAUUCACCUAGCUAACGAUCUAGAAUUAGAGUCUGAAAGAAAACACAUUGAAAUGACGAGAACACAAAUAUUUAAAAUAAUCACAAAAAGAAAAACAAAACGAAAACGAAAAAAGAAUUAA
Rotaria socialis is the source of this 6888-nucleotide messenger RNA. The record is from the annotation of a GenBank genome assembly. NCBI's taxonomy places the organism in Eukaryota, Metazoa, Rotifera, Eurotatoria, Philodinida, Philodinidae.